Molecule: messenger RNA, 2223 nt
Organism: Salvia hispanica
Lineage: Eukaryota; Viridiplantae; Streptophyta; Magnoliopsida; Lamiales; Lamiaceae
Product: quillaic acid 3-O-glycosyltransferase CSL1-like
Biological process (GO): cellulose biosynthetic process
Cellular component (GO): membrane
Molecular function (GO): cellulose synthase (UDP-forming) activity
Source: RefSeq, a predicted model, not a curated record
AUGGCAACAAUCUCUCUCCACUCCUCCUACAACCUACGAGCCACCGCAACGGAGCCGCCUCUCAACACAUGCACCGUGCAGCAGCCCCGCGCCGCCCUCAGCCGCCUCCACAUGCUCCUCCACGCCGCCGCCGUCUCCGCCCUCCUCUACCACCGCCUCUCCACCCUCCUCUGGGGCUCCGUCCCGCACCUCCUCCCGUGGGGCCUCAUCACCCUCGCCGAGCUCGUCUUCGCCGCCGUGUGGGCCCUCGGGCAGGCCUUCCGCCUCCGCCCGGUGGCGCGCGCGGCGGCGCCGGAGAAUCUCCCCGGCGACGAGAACCUCCCCGGCGUGGACGUGUUCGUGUGCACGGCCGACCCGAAGAAGGAGCCCGUGGCGGAGGUGAUGAACACGGUGGUGUCGGCGAUGGCGAUGGACUACCCGGCGGAGAAGCUGGCGGUGUACUUGUCGGACGACGGAGGCGCGGCGGCGACGCUGUAUGCGAUGAAGGAGGCUUGCCGUUUUGCGGAGAGCUGGGUGCCGUUUUGUAGGGAGUAUGGGAUUAAGACGAGGUGCCCUGAGGCGUUUUUCUCGUCUCUUGGUGAAGAUGAGAGGGAAGCUUUGGAGAGCGAUGAGUUCAAUGCUCAACUAGAUAAAAUCGAGUCAAAAUAUGAAGCGUUCAGGAGAAAUGUCGAGAAGGCGGCUGAACUUGAAGAUUCUAUCAAUGACGAUAGACCUCCUCAUGUUGAGGUAAUAUAUGAUAAUAAGAAGAAUGCAGGAAGAAGCGAGAAUCAGCCUAAACUGCCACUUCUUGUCUAUGUAUCCCGUGAAAAACGGCCCGGUCACCCCCAUCGCUUCAAAGCCGGAGCUCUCAAUUCCCUCCUUCGAGUGUCGGGGAUAAUGAGCAAUGGCCCUUAUGCAUUAGUGUUGGACUGUGACAUGUACUGCAAUGAUCCCACCUCAGCUAAGCAAGCAAUGUGCUUCCAUCUUGACCCCAAAUUAUCCCACUCUCUCUCAUAUGUCCAAUUCCCUCAAAUCUUUUACAAUGUUAGCCAAAAUGACAUCUAUGAUGGUCAAGCUAGAGCUGCUUAUAAGACCAAAUAUCAAGGAAUGGAUGGGCUAGGAGGCACAGUUUGUGCUGGCACUGGCUACUACAUCAAGAAGAAGGCUUUGUUCUCCAAUUGUAAUCAACAAGAUGAAACCCUCCGGGAGCCAGAACACAACUUCGGUCUCUCAGGAAAGUUUAUCGAUUCAGUAAAAGCACUCGACACUAAAUACGGAAUUUUCCCAAAACAUGUCAACACAAAGGUAAAUAUAUCCGAUUCAAUCAUUGAAGAAGCCAACAAACUAGCAUCUUGCACCUAUGAACACAACACCAAAUGGGGAAAAGAGAUUGGUUACUCGUAUGAUUGUUUGCUGGAGAGCACCUUCACCGGGUAUCUGAUGCACAGCCGGGGGUGGAAGUCGGUCUACCUCUACCCGGACCGGCCAUGCUUCCUGGGAUGCACCACAAUCGACAUGAAGGACGCCCUGGUGCAGCUCAUGAAAUGGGCUUCCGGUUUGGUACAAGUCGGCCUCUCGAGAUUCAGCCCUCUUACCUAUGGCGUCUCCAGGAUGCCUCUCCCUCAAGCCUUGUGCUACGGAUUCUUCGCCUUUUCCCACUUCAUAUCCGUUGCUUGUUUCUUGUACGGCACAGUUGCUCCCAUAUGCUUCUUCUACGGAAUUCCCCUCUUUCCCAAGGUCACAAGCCCGUGGUUCGCAGUUUUCGCGGGCGUGUACGCUUCCUCAGCCGCGCAGCAUUUCUACGAAGUGAAGUCAAGUGGAGGCACGGUGCAGACAAUGUGGAACGAGCAGAGGAUCUGGAUAAUCCGGGCAGUGACGGCCUGCUUGUUCGGAUGCGUUGAUGUGUUGAUGAAAUACGCAGGCGUGGCGAAGGCCAACUUCAGGCUGACAAACAAGGUAGUGGAUCAAGAGAAGCUGGACAAGUACCAGCAAGGGAAGUUCGAUUUCCAGGGAGCCAAGAUGUUCAUGGUGCCGCUGACGCUGCUGGUCUUGCUCAACUUGGGCUGCUUCGUUGGCGGCGCCAAGGGCCUCGUGUCCCGAGGGAACAUGGCGGAGAUGCUCGGACAAGGGAUGCUGUCUAUGUAUGUUCUUCUCCUUAGCUUUCCUAUUCUUCAAGGACUCGUUCCAAGGCUAGGGAAAUGAGUAGUCACUUUGUUUUCUUCUUUGUCUUCGUGAAUUUUAUGU